AUGAAAACCAUCCGCUACCGAUCCAGAACAGCAGAAACUAGAAGAAACAAGCCUGAUGCCCAGAUCAAGAUCGUCAUCAGCAUCACAGGCUCAUUAUGCAUCGCUCUGGCAACGGGUGCCACCAUACGGCCCCCAUCGUGGUCAAUAGGAAUCCCCGUUCCUAUGCCUGACGAGGUGGAAACUUGGAAACCGGAAAUUGCGUUCGGCGACAUCGCAUCCCCUCUUCCAACUGUCCCCGCUGAUCCCGAAACCACUACCACUACCACUGAUGUAGCAUCAACAACUACAAUUGAGACCCCGACGACCACAGUCACGACCACAACGGAAGCAAACACUGCCGCUCCGGAAACACCUACUUCGACGACUGAAGAUCCAUCCAUAACCGUCCCCACAACCACAGAGCUUACAAUAACUACCGAACAGAAAAAUAUUAAACAGCCAACUACCGAACAGCCCUCAACAGAAAAGCCAAAUACCGAACAGCCCACAACUGAAGCUCCUACAUUACCAACUACUACCGAACAUACAACAACAGAAGUGGUGACAUCACCAACUACUACCGAACAGCCAACAACAGAAGCUGUGACAUUACCAACUCCUACCGAACAGCCAACAACAGAAGAUGCGACAUUACCAACUACUACCGAACAGCCAACAACUGAAGCAACGACAUUACCAACUACUAACGAACAUACAACAACAGAAGUGGUGACAUUACCAGCUACUACCGAACAGCCAACAACUGUAGCUCCGACAGUAACAACUCUUACCGAACAGUCAACAACAGAAGCCGAAACAUUAACAACAACUACCGAACAGCCAACAACAGAAGCCGAAACAUUAACAACUACUACCGAACAAUCAACAACAGAAGCUGCGACAUUACCAACUACUACCGAACAGCCAGUAACUGCAGCUCCGACACUAAAAACUACCACCGAACAGCCAACAACUGAAGCUUCAACAACUACUUACGAACAGUCAACAACAGAAGCUGCGACAUUAACAACUUCUAACGAACAACAUAAAACUGAAGCUCCGACAUUAACAACUACAUUUACCGAACUGCAAACUCCAGAAAUUCCAACAACAACAGAAGCCUCGACAACAGCAACCACUACCGAAAAGCCAAAAACUGAGGCUACGACAGUAUUUACUACUGCCGAACCAAUAACAGAAUCUCCAACAACAACUACUUAUACCGGAGAGCGAACAACAGAAGUUCCAUUAACAACUGCAUCUACCGAAAAUCCAACAACAACUAGUUCAACCGGAAACCCAACAACAGAAAUUUCUUCUUUUACUGAACAGCAAACAACAGAGACGGUCCCAGAAAUUACAACGACUGAUGCGACAACAAAGAUUGUUCCCACAACCAACAUAACCGACACGACAACCGCCUUUAUUCCGCCGAUGACGACAGCGACUACCCCUGCGUCAACUUCAGCAACACCGAGAGUAAAUCCCCCAGUUACCAGAAAUCCCGACGUUUUACCGUCAAUCUCCAAAAAAGACGACGAUUUCGAUGAAGAGAAUUAUCAUCAUGAAGAGGAUUACGACGACCUUUAUGAUGACUUAAUGAAUGACAACGAUUUAUGGAAGGAUCGGUUAGACCAAAAGGACGAUCAUGUCGCUAAUAAUCACUGGAACUUUUGGUUAAAAGCGCUGAGACUGGCAAUUGACCAAGCGACUAAGCGUCCAGGAACAUUCCGCAGCUUCCGUUCGAGCCCAAUGUGA
This is a messenger RNA of Dreissena polymorpha, 1737 nucleotides long. RefSeq names its product mucin-2-like. Bases 1 to 1737 code for a protein of 578 amino acids. The record is from RefSeq and is a predicted model, not a curated record. The transcript has 2 exons. Lineage: Eukaryota; Metazoa; Mollusca; Bivalvia; Myida; Dreissenidae.